Messenger RNA from Callorhinchus milii (elephant shark), 1302 nucleotides. It is a transcript of the gene gpr61l, whose product is annotated as G protein-coupled receptor 61-like. The record is from RefSeq and is a predicted model, not a curated record. The transcript has a single exon. NCBI's taxonomy places the organism in Eukaryota, Metazoa, Chordata, Chondrichthyes, Chimaeriformes, Callorhinchidae. The annotation marks the transcript as partial. Gene Ontology annotation, molecular function: G protein-coupled receptor activity. Gene Ontology annotation, biological process: G protein-coupled receptor signaling pathway. Gene Ontology annotation, cellular component: plasma membrane; endosome; signaling receptor complex.
UCCACCUUCCCCUCCUCCUCGGAGGUGGAAGGAGUCGGCCGGUCCAUCGGACUGUUCCUCAUGCUGCUCAUCAACGUGCUCGGCCUGGUGGGCAACCUGGCCGUCUUGGUGGUGAUCGUCAAGACCCCCGAGCUGAGGAAGUUCCUCUUCGUCCUGCACCUGUGCCUAGUGGACCUGCUGUCGGCCACAACCCUCAUGCCCCUGGGCAUAGUCCUGAGCUCUGCCCUCUUCGCCCAGGUGGCGGUCAGCGAGGCUCUCUGCCAAGCCUACGUGUUCCUCGAGAUCUGCUUCAGCAGCGCCUCCAUCCUGACCAUCACCGCCAUCAACAUCGAGCGCUACUACUACAUCGUCCACCCGCUGAGGUACGAGGUGAAGAUGACGGUCGGCCUGGCCGUCUCCGUGCUGGUCAUCGUGUGGGUCAGCGCCGUGCCGACCUCCUCCAUCCCGCUGAUCGGCUGGAACCCGCGGGUCAACGCCUCCUCCUUCUCCUCCUCCUCCUCCUCCUCGCCCCACGCCAGCAGCCGCACGCGCUGCUCGGUCCAGCGGGACUCGGGGGACUACGGGAAGGCGCUCGUGCUCGUGUUCGGCCUGUCCUGCUUCAUCCUGCCCACCCUGGUCAUCUUCGCCGUGUACGGCAGUGUGUUCAAGGUGGCCCGGAUCAUCGCCCUCCAGCGCGGGCCCCUGCCCGCCUCCUGGGUCGCCGCUAGCCCCCGCCACAGGUCGGACUCCACCGCCAGCCAAGUCACCAUGGUGACUGGUGGCGCCAGCCGGAGGCGGCACUCCCCGGACGUGGGCUUUGGGGGAGGGAAGGCUGCCAUCACCCUCCUCACAGUGGGAGGGCAGUUUCUGGUCUGCUGGAUGCCGUACUUCGCUUAUCACCUCCGCACCGUGCUGACCGUCACCGAGCUGCCCCCGGAGCCCUGGGAGACUGUGGUCACUUGGCUCGCCUUCUUCUCUUUUGCUGCCAAUCCUUUCUUCUACGGCUACCUCAACCGGCAGAUCAGGAGCGAGCUCACCCGGUUGCUCAAAUGCUUCCUUAAGCAAUCGCUGGACAACCAAUUGGGUCCCUCGAGUCGCGAGGGGUCCAUGGACGAGAACUUCCUCCAGUUCCUGCAGAGGACCAGCCACCCAGCAGACAGGAGAGCCGGCUGUUUGCCCACAAGUCCCAGGACCUUGCUGAACCAAAGCACAAUGAGUUUCCGGAUCCCCGGGCAGAUCGUCGAGGAGAUACCUGAGAUGAUGGAGCAAGAGACUGGAGAGGACUUGGCAAAGGUCCACACUCUCCUCAGGCAGGAAACGUGA